AUGGAAGAAUUGCGGACCAAAGAAAACAUGUCCAGCAGAGGUGAAGGUCAUUGUGUCCUAGAGAAAUGGAAUAGUUGCGCUUGCGAGUUGGCUGUGCCCUCAGAGGUUCCUGAGCAUGCAAUUAAGAAGUUGCACAUAUACGAUUUCGACAACACGUUAUUUGCUACGCCGGGCCCCACAGAGCAGCUGUAUACACGCGAGCUGCUGAAUCUGCUAACGUCGAGCGUGCUACCGAAUGGGGGUUGGUGGAAUGAGCCGGAGUUUCUGCGGACUGCUAUCAAGACGUCGAGUGAUCAACCCAGACGGUUUUCAUGGAAUGAGGAGAUUGUCAAGUUGGCAGAGAGGUCAUAUCGUGCGAAGGACACAGUCUCGAUCGUUUUAACAGGCAGAGAGGAGGGCAAAUUCCAUGAACUAAUACAGUAUGCUCUGCAAACAGCAAGAGACCAUUGGGAAUGCUCACCAAAUGAGUUUAGGUUCAAUGCAGUCUGCCUGAAAAAGACUUCGAUGUCCAAGUACACGAGUGAAUAUAAGAAGGCCCUGAUGCAGGAUUUUUUGGAAUACUACCCUUCACUAAGGGAGUUGACCAUCUAUGAUGAUAGAGCGCAUCAGAUAGAGGCGUUCAAGUCAUUUUUCCGCUCCUUGGAUCUGCCUAGUUUGCAAUGGUUUGCAAUUCCCGUGCGACCGUUCACGAAGUCCCUACCCAGGGAGCAAGAGCUCAAAUUGAUAAGGGAAAUGGUGAGUGAGAACAAUAUUCAGGCUUCUAGUUCUUCAAAGAAGUUUGAUUUGGCAUGGACUCCAAAGCAAAUUGGCUACAUGCUCAACAUGAAAUCACAUCGCCUGUUGUCGAUGGAAGUCAUAAAGAUUUUGAGACGAAUGAGAGGUAGAAGAACGUUCAAGCCAAAACUGUACGAGUAUCCCAUGUAUAUACCCUGUGCGGAACCUGGUAAAAAUAUCCCUGCGCUUGAAGUUGUUAAGAUAUGGUCAAACGACGGCGCCUGCGCUGAGUCUGAGGAGAAAGUGCAGCGCACUUUACAAGAAUUCCAGCAGCAACAGUCUGGAAGAUGCAUGGUUCGUUUUCAAGUCACCGACCUUGCUAUAGUACCGUCGACGCAUCACAACAAAAAGAAACCCUUGGAAGUCUAUUUCAGGGCCACGCCCGAGCCAAAUAGAUACACCUUCUCGUUGUUCCCAGAAUUCAUAGUCACGGGUCAUUUCUAUACCAGAGAUGAAAUUGAAGAUAUAGAAGCGGUCACAAACCGUCUGACAAACUCCAAGAAGGCUAUUCGCUGGACCCCCUUAGACAAUGCCAUUCCCAUAAAGACAUCCUUUGAACAGUUUGACAAAUUGGCCUCGGUCCCGUAUAUUCACGAUUAA
This is a messenger RNA of Saccharomyces kudriavzevii IFO 1802, 1374 nucleotides long. RefSeq lists its product as uncharacterized. Bases 1 to 1374 code for a protein of 457 amino acids. NCBI's taxonomy places the organism in Eukaryota, Fungi, Ascomycota, Saccharomycetes, Saccharomycetales, Saccharomycetaceae. The record is from RefSeq and is a predicted model, not a curated record. The transcript has a single exon.